This is a messenger RNA of Scylla paramamosain (green mud crab), 3757 nucleotides long. Its product is annotated as lysosomal proton-coupled steroid conjugate and bile acid symporter SLC46A3-like. The transcript has 5 exons. The record is from RefSeq and is a predicted model, not a curated record. Gene Ontology annotation, molecular function: transmembrane transporter activity. The coding region runs from base 374 to 1804 and encodes 476 amino acids. NCBI's taxonomy places the organism in Eukaryota, Metazoa, Arthropoda, Malacostraca, Decapoda, Portunidae. Gene Ontology annotation, biological process: transmembrane transport. Gene Ontology annotation, cellular component: membrane.
AUUUUUUCGUCCCUCCCUCAUGAGUCAGCUGACUGAGGGAGAGAGAGUUGGCACGCGGCUGUAGUGUGACGUAACGUGCGCCCUGUAGAGCCAGUGGGCGGGCAGCGGCGUGACAGUAGCGUGGGGAAGUGGGAGAGAUGCUGAGUACACACCGCUGCAGGAAAAUAGAAAGGAGGAGGAGAGACGAGAAGAGAGAGUAGGAGGAGGAGCUGAAGGAGGCGGUAAAGGAGGCGCUGAAGGAGGAGAGAAGGAGAACUCUAGAAAGGUGGCGCAGGUUGCGGUGGUGGUGGGGGAGUCGAGGGGCGCCAGGCCUGAGGAAGGGAGCAGCGCCCCCCUCCACGUCUCAUCACCAACGUCACAAGGCACAGCUGACAUGACCCUUGGGGCGUCCUGCUCCCGCGCCCCCGCCAGGAUGCACACCCGCCUCCUGAAGAUAUUGGGGGGCAUGCCGCUGGAGCCCAUGCUGUUCCUCAAGAUGGUGGCGGAAGGCAACUACGGCGUGGUGGCGGACACGCUGGAGCAGGACAGGAUCUGCCGCGUCAACCUCAACUUUUCCCAGGAGGAGUGUGACGGCUGGAUCCACGACGCAAACCUCAGCUACGUCAAGGUGGCGGUGCAGCACAGACAGAACCUGUUCAACUACAACCAGAGCAUCAUGGACAGCGUGUUGCCCCUCGCCGUGGUGCUGUUCGCCGGCUCGCUCAGUGACCGCCACGGCCGCAAGCCGCCCAUGCUGGCCGUGCUGGCGGGCUUCGUGGUGCUGGCGGCGACCUACCUGGUGGAGGCGCUCAACCCUGGAUGGCCCGUGCAGGUUAUGUACGCCGGCACGCUGGUCGUGGACAUGAUGGGCUCCUGGGUGGUGUUCAACAUGGCCGUGUACAGCUACGUGGCGGACAUCUCCACGCCAGAGACGCGCACGCGGCGCCUAGCCAUCCUGGACGCAGUGUGGUACUUGGGGGGCCCGUUGGGCAGGCUGCUGGGCGGCUGGCUGUACCGCCUGGCAGGCUUUGCCGUGGUGUUUGCAGUGUCCUGUGCCCUAUGGCUAGUGUGCUUCCUGUACACGCUGCUGUUGGUGCGGGAAACCGUGGACAGGGCGGCGCCCAAGCCCGAGGUGGAGCAGGACCUCGGCGACGCGCGUUGGGGGCCGCUGCGGCACGUGGUGGCUCUGUGCCGCACCACCUUCAAGGCGCGGCCCAGCCGCGGCCGCCUGUACCUGCUGGUGAUCGUGGUGCUCAAGAUGGCGGUGUUCCUGGUGCAGGGUCACCUCAUGUACCAGUGGGCGCAGAACGUGCUGCGAUGGGGCGCGGCGGAGUACUCCACGUGGAGCAGCGUGGACUCCGUGGUGCACCAAGUGGGCAUGGUGGCCUGGACGUGGGUGGCGGCGCGCGCGGGCCUGCAUGACGCCCUGGUGGCGGCGGGGGGCGUAGUGUCCAUCGGGCUGUGGUCCGCCAUCCUGGCCAGCAUCACGCAACCGGAUUUGUGGUGGAUGGCGGCGGUGGCCACGGUGGCGGGCAUGCUGGAGCCCUGCAUGGAGCCCGCGCUGCGCACGCUGCUCACCACCGAGGUGGGGGAGGGCGAGGCGGGCCGCGUGCUGGCACUCAUGGGACUGGUGGAGGCCGCCUGGUUCCUCGCUGACCGCUCCAUCUACACCUUCCUCUACAACGCCUUCUUCACCGUGUUCCCGCAGAUCAACCUGGUGGUGCAAGCCGGCCUCUGCGUGCCCCUCCUGCUGGCGAUGCUCCUCCUGUGGCGCGCGCUGAGAAACAGAGCCGCCAGUACCUACGACCUGCCCCACCAGGAGUGAUGAGGGUGGUGGUCUGAUGCUGCUGGUAGUCCUGUAGCUUGACUUGAGGAGGAGGAGGAGGAGGAGGAGGAGGAGGAGGAGGAGGAGGAGGAGGAGAAGAAGAAGAAGAAGAAGAAGAAGAAGAAGAAGAAGAAGAAGAAGAAGAAGAAGAAGAAGAAGAAGAAGAAGAAGAAGAAGAAGAAGAAGAAGAAGAAGGACAGCAACAACAACAACAACAACAACAACAACAACAACAACAACUACUACUACUACUACUACUACUACUACUACUACUACUACUUCUACUACUCCUACUACUACUACUACUACUACUACUACUAAUGAUAAUAAUAAUACCCCCCAAAAAACACCACCCACCCUUCCACAAACGUGCCCCUCCCCUCUCCCCAACCCGCCCCAGCAGUGACGAAACAUUCCAUACCCAAUACACUCCCCUUACCUCCCUUCUCCUCCUUCCCCCUUCCCCAUCAAACCAAGGGCACACACACGGACACACAGGAAUCGGAACAUCUCCUACACGCCCCCUGAAAGAGUCUCCAUCUCUAGAGGACCCCUAAGGAAAAUAACACGUGUCCGAGAGAGAGAGAGAGAGAGAGAGAGAGAGAGAGAGAGAGAGAGAGAGAGAGAGAGAGAGAGAGAGAGAGAGAGAGAGAGAGAGAGAGAGAGAGAGAGAGUCGAGGGGAAGUUAGUGACUUUUUAUACGCAUUUCCAAUUUUUCACGUAAACUUUUUCCCCUCUUACUUGAUUCUGUGUGUGUGUGUGUGUGUGUGUGUGUGUGUGUGUGUGUGUGUGUGUGUGUGUGUGUGUGUGUGUGUGUGUGUGUGUGUGUGUGUGUUGGAAGAUGGCACUUUGGUAAGUUAGUGGUCUUAACAUUUGAUGCACACGGUUCGAGUCCCCAAGAGUAAAGGAAAGGAAUUGGAAGCUUGUCUUGAGUCUUGAAUGUUAAAGUUGUAACGGGAAUAUGUAUGAGAGGGAAGAGGAAGGAACACCAGGAGGAGGAGGAGGAGGAGGAGGAGGAGGAGGACCACAGGCCAUAUUCUGAAACACCUACCCGUACCUCCACUACUUUCAAAAGGCUCUAUUUGAAGCUACACGGGUUUUUAAGAGUGUUUUUACCGUUCUAGGGACACAUUAAUAAGAUUUGUACAUUAUUAUCAGGAGAAACACACUUAAGAGCCCAGCUAAUCAUCUGUGGCCUUGGAAAGUGCUCGCAGUGAGAAAGCAGAGCGUGUCUGAAUAUGGAACAAAAUUCAAUUCCAUAUACACAAAGUAAUGACCUGAAGCGUAAAGGCCCAUCAGAGUAAGCCUAACUGAAUGUAUAAAUGCAUGAAGAGAAGAAUUCGAUAAUCUCAAUAGCCUAGUAGAGUAGGUCUACGGAAUGCAAAGUUAUGAUAGAAAUGCCUCAAAUACCGAGACACAUAAACAACGGUGACAGUAAUAAUAAAAACAAUAGUAAUAAUGACGAUGGUAAUAAUAAUAAUAAUAAUAAUAAUAAUAAUAAUAAUAAUAAUAAUAAUAAUAAUAAUAAUAAUACAAUCACUUUCAUGUCUGUUAUUAUAUUUGUGCUCAGUGGAAUGGCUUAAAAUUUCUCUUGGGAAGUAAUAAGUGUCCUGUUAUUAGCAGUCAAAAGAUCAAGAAAAGGUGGAGUAACUUAAAAUUACGCAUACGAAUAAGUCUCCUGUUGGCAUUUGCAGUUCAAGGGUUAAAAACUGCGCUACUUCUUCCGCUAUAUGACAGGAGCAUCAGGUGUGGGUGAAGAGAGCUGGAUGGCUGGAAGACAGCUAGCUCUGCGUGGCGUGAAACGAGUGAAUAUCCUGAUUAGUAAAGCACGCAGGUAAAUAAAUAAGGGUGCUGAGAAGACUAGUAGUUUUAUAUGUUAUGAGAUGGAUAUUUUGUUCUGAUAGAAAUAUAAAGGUGAAAAAAAUAAAAAAUAAAUAAAUAAAAAACGCUCAA